AUGGAUGAGUGCAGUACUGACAACGAUCCGAGGCAAGCGUUUACUCGUAAUGUGAUACAAAAUGAUGGUUCAUCUAACAAUUCGGAUGAUUAUUCCUCAUCAAGUAUUCAGGACAAGCCGAGUGACAACUCCCCUUCAGCAGAUAAUGAAAGACCGAAAUUGACUGCUGAUAUGACAGAGCAUGAAAAUAUAGCGAACGCGGUGGCUGCGAGUGGCAGCGAAAUGGAGCCUGAAAGUAUUUGCAAAUUGGCGCAGGAGACUGAGCAGUCGUCUCGUUCCUGUGAGCCUAAACAAUUCCGUGAUUUUCGAAGUUUGGUAGAAAAUUUGGAGGCACUUUCGGAUUGGCGUCUUCAG
Messenger RNA from Gongylonema pulchrum, 354 nucleotides. NCBI's taxonomy places the organism in Eukaryota, Metazoa, Nematoda, Chromadorea, Rhabditida, Gongylonematidae. The record is from the annotation of a GenBank genome assembly.